AUGUUGGCGGUUAACGGGCAGCACGAGAACCUUGUGGUCAAGAUGCGCAACAAGCGCAGCGUCACCGCUGCCGAGGAGGUGGAAAGCAUUUACCAGGAGUUCAACCUGCUGACGCACACCCUCGACCACCCACACAUCAUCCGCUGCGUAAGCAUGCUGCACGGCCAGUCCCAUGCGCACCUGGUGCUCCAGUAUGGCGGUGGUUUCCUCAUGGAGCAGGUGUUGUCGACUCAACCAGGCCGUCAUUUGUCCAGGGACGAUGCCGCGUCAAUGAUGUUACUCACGGGCAGGUGUCGCUGA
This is a messenger RNA of Prorocentrum cordatum, 300 nucleotides long. The record is from the annotation of a GenBank genome assembly. NCBI's taxonomy places the organism in Eukaryota, Dinophyceae, Prorocentrales, Prorocentraceae.